This is a messenger RNA of Drosophila suzukii, 1518 nucleotides long. Its product is annotated as fibrinogen-like protein 1. Lineage: Eukaryota; Metazoa; Arthropoda; Insecta; Diptera; Drosophilidae. The record is from RefSeq and is a predicted model, not a curated record.
GAGGACAAAGACAUAUGUAUUAUCAUUGCUGACAGUUUGUGAUUUUGUGUUGAUACACAGUCGCUUUUCACUUACAAUUUUAUAUUCAAAUUAAGCAUUAACAAUUUUAUUUUGGACAUUUUUAAUGUUAAGCAAUUGAGCAUGAAACCCGAUAGCAUGAACAACUUGUCGAAAGAGCCAUGUUCCGGAAACUCAAGCACAGAGAACAAUUCGCACAGCAGUGAUUCUGAUAUGGAGUUUGUUGGGACAAGCGCUAAGGGACUCCGGAAAAGUAAAGAAAAGAACGAACGGAAAAUCUCCGAUCUGGAGCGAAAGUUGGCAGAGGUUGAAAUCCAUUUCAAAGCCGAGAAGGAAAAGGUCAAUUUACUUGAAAGUUGUAUAAAGGAUAAAGAUAACUUUAUUAAGACCUUACAAAUGUCGAUCGAUUUAGUUAACCAAACAAAAGACUUGAGCAUACAGAAAAUGCAAAGUCAAAUCGGGGUGUUGCAAGUCGCUCUUGAUUUGAGCAAGAGUAGUACUUCAAUGAAGGACAACGACGAUAAGGAAAUAUCGGGAUCAGUGGACUCCAACUAUCAACACAAAAAGAAAAACAAUGAGUUAAAUUCGGAUAUUGGAAAAUUGAAAGAGAAGAGCGGUGAACUUGUUGAGUGGAUUGAUAAAACACAGAAAUAUGAAAAUAACCUAAGAGAAAAAGAAGAACAAAUCGCCAGGCUUGAAUUCAAAAUAGACGAAUCGAAACUGAAAAUUAUGAAAUUGGAGGGUGUGGUUCAGGAGAAGGACGACAAACUAGUUGAAAUGGAAAAGAAAUUGGCUGCGUAUACGCUAGAUGCUGAGGACACAACUGAAUCGCACGUAUUUCUUAACUCUUCUAAAGUGCCUUCAAUGAAGUUGGUAACGCUUCCUGAUUUCGAACCCUUUGCAGCAGUUUUUGAAGAUAUUCCUUCAGCCGGUGCUGGUUGGAUGAUCAUUCAACGUAGAGUCGAUGGAAGCUUCGAUGCGGACAUAAUUAAAAAAUUAAUCAACGGUUGUGGAGACUUGGGCGGGGAAUUCUGGCUUGGCCUCGAAAAAUUGCAUAGGAUGACGACAAAUCGAAGAUUCGAAUUGUAUAUCCACCUAGUCGACUUUGACAAUGUUACUGCUUUUGCACGAUAUGAUAACUUCGUUGUUGGAGGCCCAAAAGAUAAUUACAAAUUGAUGUCCCUUGGUGAAUACUCAGGAAAUGCGGGCGAUGCUUUGCGGAGUCAUAUAAACGAAAGAAGCAUUCACGAUCAUACUUUUGGUUUUACUCCCAGUACAAAAUGGUGGGGUAGAAAUGAUUGCAAUUUGAACGGAAAAUACUGCGGAUCUAAAGUUCAGUUGGACACCUGGGAUGGAAUUUGGUGGGGCCGUUGGAAUUUGGGAAACAGAUGUUCUUUGAAAUCGUGUAAAAUGCUAAUCAGGUCAAAACCGUGAAUUUAUAUACUUAUUUUUAGACUAAUAUUUGCAAUGAACAAAUAAAAUGUUUUGUAUGAUAACCAA